AUGGAGCUGCAGGGGACCAGCCUGAGCCUCCUCAUCCUUCUUCAGUGUGCACUGGGCGGUGCUGUAUCUGGUCCCAGAGACCUGCGCUGCUACCGAGUGGAGAGCAAAGGCCAUUAUCAGUGCUCCUGGGAGUAUGAGGGAACUCUUGCUGGGGUCAGCCACUUCCUGAGGGGCUGUGUCAGCUCCAGGAGCUGCUGCCACUUUGCAGCGGGCUCGGCCACCCUGGUGCAGUUCACCGACCAGGACAUCAAUGUGCUGUCCAAUGUCACACUCUGGGUGGAAUCCCGGCUGGAGAACAGGACCGAAAAGUCGCCGGAAAUAACCCUGAAUCUCUACAACUGGGUUCUCUUCGACCCUCCCCCGAGGAAGAUAGACGUGAUCGGCUCUGCGGGGCAACUGCACGUGGCGUGGCAGACCCCCCAGAUUGGCGCAGAAGUGCAGUUCCGACGGAGGACCCCCAGCAGCGCUUGGAAGUGGGGUGACUGUGGACCCCAGAGGGAUGGUCCCUCAGAGUCCUGUCUGUGUCCCUGGGAGAAGGACGUGGCCCAGGAGAUCCAGUUCCGGCGCAGGCGUCUUGAGUCAGGAGCCCCAGGAGGUCCAUGGAGUAGCUGGAGUGACCCAGCGUGCUUUCCGCCAGAAACUGUCCCCCUGCCUGAAGUGCAGUUCUUAGAGAAGCCACUGGGCAGCAAUGGGAAGCGGCAGGUCACCAUACACGGGCAGCUGCCGCAGAUGGAACAUCCUGAGGGCUGUGCUGAAGCCACACUGGUAAACUACACUGUCCAUGUGCACAUGGUAUCCUGCUGCUGUGAAGCGAGCAUCAGUAGGAGGGUGCGCAGGGCCACACUGGAGCUCUCUGGAGCUGCCUACCGCCUGCGCGUGCUGUCCCACAGCCGCUUCGGCUCAGGACCCAACCAGACCUGGCACAUCCCUGCCCGGGACCUCCCAGGUCUAGGGACCCUGAACAUCAGUGUGGAAGGCAACACGACUUCCCUGCAUUGGGCGACCCAUGCUCUGCAUGCCUCCUACUGCAUUGAGUGGCAGCUGCAGAGCCAGCAGAGCCAUGCCAACUGCACCUUUGUGGUGCCCCAUGAUGGGGACCCAGUCAGAACAGCGACCCACAGCUGGAGCUGGGCAUCGGGGGCACUGGGGCGGGAGGAGUGCUACCGCAUGGCCGUCUUUGCCGCACUACGUCCCAAGAAGCUCAUGUCAUGGUCAACAGUCCUUACUGCUUACUACUUUGGGGGCAACGCCUCAGAGUCCGGGAUCCCACACCACGUCUCAGUGAAGAAUCACAGCAAAGAUUCCGUGUCUGUGGAGUGGUCACCGUCCAUGCUGGGCACCUGCCCCGGGGUCCUGAGACAGUAUGUCUUACGCUGCCGAGACGAGGACAGCAAGCAGGUGACAGAGCGGCUCCUGCCACCCACGCAGACCCGCGUCACCCUGCGGCACCUGCGCGGGGGCACGCUCUACUCCGUGCAGGUGCGCGCAGACGCUGCCUGGCGACCCGGCGCCUGGAGCUCCCCGCAGCGCUUCCGCCUGGAGGUGCAGAUCUCCCACUGGUCAGUCCUCUUCACAUGUCUGGGCAGCUUCGUGAGCGUCCUCCUUUUGGGUAGCCUCGGAUACCUGGGUCUCAACAGGGCCGUCUGGCACCUGUGCCCACCCCUGCCCACACCCUGCGGCAGCUCAGCUGUAGAGUUCCCUCGCAGCCAGUGCAAGCAGACUUGGCAGUGGACCAGGCCAGGGGACUUUCCUGAGGUGCUGUCCCAACAAGAGACCUUUGUGGUGGAGAUGACCUUGGAUAAAGAAUUGCCCCAGGAUACCCCUGAGCCAGCCUUGAACACAGAACCGUUUUUGGAUGAUCAGAGACAGGACCAAGGACAAAUGGACAGCAGCCCGACGGCGGCAUUCAUGCAAGGCUGGAGACCCUGGGACCUAGCGAGCUGAUGCAGAGCCAGGCCCGUCCACUGAUGACAGCCCCCACGAGGACCAGUUAGGUGCCUACUGUAUAACCAGCCGUGGUCAACUGGCCCCAGUGGCCAUGCCCGAGGUCACCUGUCAUCCAUCGGCCUCUGUCCUAGAGCCUGGGUGACUGGAGCCCUCCUUGGCCCCCACUUCCUCCUUUGUGAUCCCACACUUCCUCCUGUGUCCCCCUUCCUCCUGUGCCCCUCACUUCCUCCUGUGUCCCCCCUUCCUCCUGUGCUGGGCUCAGG
Jaculus jaculus (lesser Egyptian jerboa) is the source of this 2210-nucleotide messenger RNA. It is a transcript of the gene Il12rb1, whose product is annotated as interleukin 12 receptor subunit beta 1. Bases 1 to 1944 code for a protein of 647 amino acids. The record is from RefSeq and is a predicted model, not a curated record. Gene Ontology annotation, biological process: cytokine-mediated signaling pathway. The transcript has 15 exons. Gene Ontology annotation, cellular component: external side of plasma membrane. Gene Ontology annotation, molecular function: cytokine receptor activity; protein binding. NCBI's taxonomy places the organism in Eukaryota, Metazoa, Chordata, Mammalia, Rodentia, Dipodidae.